Trichoderma breve is the source of this 582-nucleotide messenger RNA. RefSeq names its product RNA recognition motif domain-containing protein. Gene Ontology annotation, cellular component: nuclear speck. The record is from RefSeq and is a predicted model, not a curated record. Gene Ontology annotation, biological process: mRNA splicing, via spliceosome. The coding region runs from base 1 to 582 and encodes 193 amino acids. Gene Ontology annotation, molecular function: RNA binding. The transcript is spliced from 6 exons. Lineage: Eukaryota; Fungi; Ascomycota; Sordariomycetes; Hypocreales; Hypocreaceae.
AUGUCUCGCGGCGGCACUACCUUAUAUGUCACAGGCUUCAGCCACGGCACCCGCGCCCGCGACCUUGCCUACGAAUUCGAACGAUAUGGGCGCUUGGUUCGCUGCGAUAUUCCUGCACCACGAUCUACUUCCAGCCGACUGUUCGCAUUCGUCGAAUACGAAGACCGACGUGAUGCCGAUGAUGCGUAUCACGAAAUGCACAACAAACGCAUUGGCCGAGACGACCUAUUGAAGAUCGAGUGGGCCAGAACGCCUCCAUCAGCCUCGUGGCGCUUCGAAUCUGGUCGUGAUCGUGACCGCCGUGGACCCCGAUCUCCUCGUCGUGGACGCUCACCAUCCCCUCGACGCAGCACCCGCGACUAUUCUCCACGGAAAGAGGAGCGCCGCGAUCGUGACAGAGAUUAUGAUCGUGAUAGCCGAAGGGACCGAGACCGAUCUCGAAGCCCUGAACACCGGGACCGUGACCGCGAUGCAAAGGAUGAGCGCGAUGAUCGUGACCGAAAGGAGAAUGGAACUAACGGUGACGAAAGGAAAGCUGAGAGCCCUCUUCCCGCCCAUGACGAUCUUGAUGUUGCUGAGUAG